GAAAGUUGGCGACCACGUGAGGCCCUCCGUAGACCGAGAAGUGCAGACGGAAUUGGAACCUCCUGCUUCAGCGAGAUCAUGUUUCUCCAGUAUUACCUCAAUGAACAGGGAGACCGGGUCUAUACCCUGAAGAAGUUUGAUCCUAUUGGACAACAGACCUGCUCGGCCCAUCCUGCUCGGUUCUCCCCAGACGACAAAUACUCUCGACACCGAGUCACCAUCAAGAAACGUUUCAAGGUGCUGAUGACCCAGCAGCCGCGCCCUGUCCUGUGAAGGUCCCUUAAAUUUCAUGUCUCUCCUGCCACCGGCGACCCCUCUGAGACUUUUCCGAAACCGAGCUUUUCAGUCUGUGAUCCUUGAGGCCUUCUUACCACCCUUGCUCUUUGGAAUCGGUGUCGUCAUUACCUUAGAUCAUGCUUGUGGGGAGCAAUCAUGGUAGCACCCCCCCUUUAAGAAAACAAGUUUGAGUCUGCUUUUCGUGUUUUGACUGCCACGUUAUUAAAAUGAUUUGAAAGAGCU
Molecule: messenger RNA, 519 nt
Organism: Myotis davidii
Lineage: Eukaryota; Metazoa; Chordata; Mammalia; Chiroptera; Vespertilionidae
Gene: NOP10
Product: NOP10 ribonucleoprotein
Exons: 2
Coding region: 79-273 (64 amino acids)
Biological process (GO): positive regulation of telomerase RNA localization to Cajal body; rRNA pseudouridine synthesis; ribosome biogenesis
Cellular component (GO): box H/ACA snoRNP complex; box H/ACA telomerase RNP complex
Molecular function (GO): box H/ACA snoRNA binding; telomerase RNA binding
Source: RefSeq, a predicted model, not a curated record